Molecule: messenger RNA, 1187 nt
Organism: Centruroides sculpturatus (bark scorpion)
Lineage: Eukaryota; Metazoa; Arthropoda; Arachnida; Scorpiones; Buthidae
Product: ankyrin repeat and KH domain-containing protein 1-like
Exons: 7
Coding region: 63-1172 (369 amino acids)
Biological process (GO): innate immune response
Cellular component (GO): cytoplasm
Molecular function (GO): protein binding
Source: RefSeq, a predicted model, not a curated record
UAAUAAUAAUUUUGAAAAAUUAUUAUUUAUGUAAACAUCUGCAUUUCAAAGGUCACUUAGAAAUGGUGAGAUUUUUAUUGGAAGCUGGAGCAGAUCAAGAACACAAGACGGACGAAAUGCAUACAGCUCUUAUGGAGGCAUCAAUGGACGGACAUGUAGAAGUUGCUCGCUUGUUGUUGGAUUCUGGUGCACAAGUAAAUAUGCCAGCUGAUAGUUUUGAAUCUCCAUUGACACUUGCAGCUUGUGGAGGACAUGUUGAAUUAGCUAUGUUACUUCUUGAACGUGGUGCUAAUAUUGAAGAAGUAAAUGAUGAAGGAUACACUCCUCUUAUGGAAGCUGCCAGGGAAGGACAUGAAGAAAUGGUUGCUCUGUUACUUAGUCAAGGUGCUGAUAUUAAUGCACAAACAGAAGAAACUCAAGAAACAGCCUUAACUCUUGCCUGCUGUGGAGGAUUUUUAGAAGUGGCUGACUUUUUGAUAAAAGCUGGUGCAGAUAUAGAACUUGGUGCCAGCACACCUCUAAUGGAGGCAGCCCAGGAAGGACAUUUGGAACUUGUUCGGUUUCUCAUCUCUUCUGGUGCAACUGUGAAUGCUCAAACAGCAACCAAAGAUACAGCUUUGACAUAUGCAUGUGAAAAUGGGCAUACUGAUGUAGCAGAUAUAUUAUUACAAGCAAAUGCAGAAUUGGAACAUGAAUCAGAAGGAGGUCGGACUCCUUUGAUGAAAGCUGCUCGAGCGGGUCAUCUAUGUACAGUUCAAUUUUUAAUUAGCAAGGGAGCACAAGUAAAUAAACAAACAUCUAAUAAUGACCACAAUCCACUCUCGUUGGCUUGUGCUGGUGGUCAUCUUGCUGUAGUAGAACUUCUUUUGGCCCAUGGUGCAGAUCCAUCUCAUAAGCUAAAAGAUAAUUCUACUAUGCUUAUUGAGGCUGCAAAAGGGGGUCAUACAGCAGUUGUUCAAUUAUUACUAGAUUAUCCAAAUAAUAUUUUAUCUUCGCCACCGCCACCACCGGAUUUAUCACAACUAACUACAUCUGCUUUAGAAGCCACCGAGGCUCCAAGAGUUCCUCCACAUGGUUUACAGGUAUUUUCACCUCAAGAAGCUGAAAUAACUGCUUCUGCAGGAAGUCCAUAUCUUGCUACUGUACAACCUGGUAAGAAAUUAUUUUCGUAGUUAGAUAAACAUUCU